Messenger RNA from Patiria miniata (bat star), 3565 nucleotides. RefSeq names its product gamma-aminobutyric acid type B receptor subunit 2-like. Gene Ontology annotation, cellular component: G protein-coupled receptor heterodimeric complex; membrane. Lineage: Eukaryota; Metazoa; Echinodermata; Asteroidea; Valvatida; Asterinidae. The transcript is spliced from 17 exons. The coding region runs from base 157 to 2571 and encodes 804 amino acids. Gene Ontology annotation, biological process: G protein-coupled receptor signaling pathway; gamma-aminobutyric acid signaling pathway. The record is from RefSeq and is a predicted model, not a curated record. Gene Ontology annotation, molecular function: G protein-coupled GABA receptor activity.
GUUCCUUAUGGCCCAUUCAUUAGCGCGCGAUUCUGAAUGUGUGUGUAGCAUGACAUCCCUGCCACAUAUAUUGCCUUAGAACAGACAGAAAAAAAUGUAGACCAACAUUUUUUGAAAACAGUUUUUGUACUUUCGCGGUACGUUUUGCCAUUCUCAAUGACGCAUGUCUUUCAACUAGUAGCAUUCACCGCGGCACUCGGGCUUUCUCUCGCUGUGUUCACGCCACACGAGUCCGCAGGAUGUAACAACACGCACAUCGCAACAUUUGGCGGGAGAUGCGUGAUUCACAUGGGCGGCCUGUUCGCUUUCCCGGGCAGCCCUUCCAUAGGUAUGCAACAAGAGGUGGCGCAGACGGCACUGGAUCACGUCAACAGCUUGGAUGGGAUUCUGGAUGGCUACCAUCUCAGCAUGAGGUGGAAUUGGACUGGGAGUGCCGAUCCGGAGGAAGGGUUGCGAAUACUCUACAAUCUAGCCUACUCCAGAGCUCCGGUUCCAAUUAUAUGGGGACCACUCCUACCGCAGGAAGCAAUCAUAGUCAACAAGGUAGCGGCAAGAUUCAACAUCGUUCAGAUAACUUUAGCAUCGGGCCCAGCGUUGACAGAUCGCAGCUUGUACCCGUACACAGUCAGAGCCUACCCGAGUGACAGGUCCCGAUCGCUGGGCGUGGCAGCAUUUAUAAGGGAAAUGGGGUGGAGGCGUAUCGCAUUCAUCUUCGAGGAGAACGCCGCCUUUCAAACCCAUACGAAGGACCUGCGUCAGAUUUUAGAGGCAGAUGAAGUCGAAAUAGUGGCAUCUGAAGGAGUAAAAAAUAUCGAUUUGUUCCAAGUGCAUCUUCAAAACCUCAAGCGCCAAGAUGUCAGAAUCAUAUAUACCGGAUUUUCGAAUAUUCCAGCGAUGCUGAAGCUUUUCUGUCAGGCGUAUAUCGCCGGAUUGACCGGUGCCAAGUACGUCUUGAUACCGCCGUUCUGGGCCAACUUUGAAUGGUGGCUGCUCGGCACACCGUCAGAAAUCGAGCCUUGCACGGAAGAGGAGAUCAUCUCUGCUGUUGAUUUAUCCCUACAUUUCAACGUCAAACAUCGCUCCCAGGGUCUACCAGAACUGGACUUCAGCGGAGUGAAACCUUUGCCAGAACAUUACGACUACUACAACAGGAUUUUCCCAUUCAGUAAUAACGUCGUGCCGGUAACGCACGACGGCAUCAUGUCCGUGGCACUGGCCUUGAAUUCCUCCAUAGCGGACCUGCAGCGUCUGCAACCUCCUCGAAGACUUGAAGAUUUCAGCUAUACCGACACCGAGAUGGCGAGGGUGAUUUUGAACCACGCCGAGAACAUGGAGUUCUCCGGAUUGUCGGGUCGUGUUCGCAUAGAGGAUGGCCAGCGUAUAGCACAGAGAGUCUACAUUGACCAGGCCCAAGGCACAAGUUUGAAGAACGUGAUGCAAUACAAGAUUCAGGAGGCUGUCCUGAUAGAUUCUGAGACCACUAGAAUCAAGUGGCCAGGUGGCCGUAUUCCGGUGGAUGGCGUAACAAGGAGGUCCCUGGUCCUGGAGGUCUCGUCCACCGCACGGGCCAUUCUCUUCUCCCUAGCCUCGCUCGGUGCCGUCCUGGCGUUAGCGUUCCUCUUCCUUAACGUCAGAUACAAACACAGGAGGGCCAUCAAGAUGUCGAGUCCUUCCCUGGGUAACCUGACUGUGGUUGGUUGUCUGCUUCUCUACGCCUCCGUCUUCGCUACUGGUUGGGACAAGAAAGACCUGUCUGAUACGGCUAUAAUCGUCAAGUGUCACCUGGAGAGGAUGCUUAUCUCCCUCGGGCUUUCGUUUGCUUUCGGUUCUAUUUUCAUGAGGACCUACCGGAUACACGCUAUAUUCAGCCGUGCAGUGAAGAAAUUCCAACGGAUUGACCUACCGGACUGGAAACUUAUAUGCGGAGUGUUGACGGCUGUCUUCGUAGAUUGCGUCAUUUUUGCCGCGUGGAUUACCCUGGAUACAGCGACUGUUACCAAGCGAGAUCUUGAGCCCCAGCUUGACACGACAGAGCCAGAGAAGGAGAUUUAUGACGUCCCCAUCAUAAGGUAUUGCAGCAGUGAGCAUGCUCAGUACUUCACCAUCGCCCUCUACGGCCUGAAGGGAGUUCUCUUGACCUUUGGCCUUUUCUUGGCCUGGGAGACAAGAAACAUCGCCGUAACACGACUUAAUGACAGUAAAUACAUCGCAGCAUCGGUGUACAUGGUCGCCUUGACCAUAGCCCUAGUUGUCCCAACCAUGACCGUCUUGGGUGAUGACGUCAAUAUGACGUUUCUGGUUCCCGGGGUUGCCAUAGUGAUCGUCAACACUGCAGUGCUGUGCCUGAAUUUCAUUCCAAAGGUGUACCUCCUCGUCUCUGUUGAAGAGAAGAACAUCUGUUUGAGCAUGAUGAAUUCCACAGGCUAUGGUGAGUCCUCCGCGUCCAAAGAGAAGGACAAUAUUAAUGAACUGGAGGAACUCCGAGAAAAACUGAAGCAGAAGGAAGACGAACUUUUCCUGCUUACUAAGGACACCCCCAGUUCAACAUUCCACGGAACACACGUAAAUUAGAAAUCUUCGCGUGCAUAGGGUAAUGUAACAGCGAAGUAAUGGGAGUAUAUACAAAGUAUAUACAAAAAUGCUAAGUCUUGCAAGGUUGUUACAGUCCACACUACAACGUUGAUGAGAUAGAAAAAUGAGCCGCAAGACAAAACAAACCAAGAUUUCUUCCAAACUGUUGACUUGGUGAUAACAUAACCUGGUACGAACUUGGACCCGAGUCUGAAGAUGUUGUUGAUAUUGUGGCGUCAUUAUGACGUCAUCAGUUACCAAUUUACAAGCGAUUUAAGUUCAGAAAUAUAUCUUUUGAACUAAAUAGUGUAUCCUGUUCGUAUUUCGUGAGGUGAGCAACAUUGGACCGCUUGGACUUCACUUCCAGUGUUACUAGAAGUGCAAUGAAAAGGAAUAUAACUCAAAAACGGAAGCAUUUUACUACAAACAUACAUAUAGUCAAGUGUUCAGUGAGGAAUGCUAUCACAAGAAAUACCAUGAUGACGUCAUCAACCGAAAGAGUGCCCUAUAGCGGCACAUUAAAGACAGUUACAAAAAUGUAAUUCAAAAACCAUUCGUCAAAACUUUACGAGAUUCCCCCUAGAUAUUUUUUUGGACAACCACAAAUGAAUUUGAAUGGUUUAAGAAUCAUGACGUCAUCAGACUGAAAAUUAUGGUAGGGAGAAUUAGAAAUGAUCAGUUUAUUUUAGUAUUUUUUAAAUUGAAAUCCGUCAUUAGAUCCCUAUCUAGCACAAAUAAUGAUUUCCGGUACAAUGUUGACCUAGGGCAAUGUUGACCCAAGUUGGGCUGCCAAAUGAUGUGACGACAUCAAACGGGAAGUUGGGUGUUAUUAACAAAUUCACUUAAAAUUCGUUAUAAUGUACACAUUUGCAAAGGUUAUUUUUACUUUAUGAUGAAAAUGGCCCAUCUCUGAACUAAAUCAGUAUUCAUUUUGCCGUUUUAACUGAUGACGUCAUCAAACCGGAAAUAAAUGUACGUGUACCAAAACAAUUUA